This is a messenger RNA of Lineus longissimus, 2220 nucleotides long. RefSeq lists its product as uncharacterized. Gene Ontology annotation, molecular function: protein binding. The record is from RefSeq and is a predicted model, not a curated record. Lineage: Eukaryota; Metazoa; Nemertea; Pilidiophora; Heteronemertea; Lineidae. The transcript is spliced from 3 exons. The coding region runs from base 589 to 897 and encodes 102 amino acids. Gene Ontology annotation, biological process: signal transduction.
UACAUGGCAUAGUAUUUUCCCCCGAGUUAUCUGCUCGGUGACAUUAUCUAGUCCAACCACAAUCUUCAAGUGAUCUUGGAAUCGGGCCGCGGACUGUUUACAUCGCACGUCGCUGUUUUUAUUUACACGAGGUAAAUCGUAAGUACGAGUAAGGCGCAGUUCAGUCGAGAAGCGCAACGUGUCGACAUCAGUUUCGAGGUACGCUCGCCUAGCCUUGUCUAUUCAGCACACAGAUCUCAGCGGAAGUUAGCUUCAUUUUGUAACGGCUUUUCUACCAAGCAGGAGGUGGCUGCACUCCAAUAUAUAUUUCUCCGGGUUCAUUGGAAGUACUAGAACAACUCAUACUGUGUUACUUGUUUUUCAUUGCACUCACAAUCGCCUGCUAGCAUUCCCACAUUUAUUGACAGGUGAAUGGUAUAUUCUGGGAUAACGGAGAGUCAGACACGCUGAACAAGAACGGUCCAUUUUCGAAGGAUUUAUCCCAAUUUUUAAGAUUUCUAGACUAGAAUAUUCGUAAACACACGAAAGGAAGGGAGAUUCUGAAGCAAGGCAGGGAUAAUCACAAGAAUAUUUUGAAAGACACCCGGAAUGUCCUCAGAAAGGAUCGUUGACACAAUGCAAGAUCUAUUCCGGCUCAUCGCUGGUGACAUCAGCAACCAAUGGAGACCAGUCAUGAAAAUGCUGGGUCUAUUCGACGCCGACUUGACCCUCAUCGAACGCCGCUCGAGGGCCAAGAGUGUAAACAAUAAGGAACUUGCUUACCUCGGCCUGGUGAAGUGGGAGGAGCGAGAUCAAGAGAGAGCCACGCUUGAGAAACUCUCCAGGGCUUUGGCUUCAUGUCGAUUGCAUGGCGUGGCUGAUGUUGUCAUGGAUUAUAAAAUUAGGAACCGUCCUUGAGUAUUAGGAGACGCUGCAAUCAGACGAUACGCGCGUCAAGAACAGUCGCCAUUUUGAAAAACAUUAGGACCAUUAUUCAUAACAACACCUCAGAAGAACCCAUCGUAUUUUUGAGACGAUUGAAGAAAAUGUCAUCAGGAUGCAUUUUGUUAGAUUUCAGAGGAGUCAGUAUUUAUCGCCAUCUAUAGACAGACAGUAGCACUAAUGAAUUGGCAAUUCAGAGCAUAACGUGAUCGGAGGAUAACUUUUAGAUCAAUAUUGAGGGGGUAAAAGAACGGGGCAGAGGGAGGACUUUGACAUGGGAACGGGGAAGGAAAGCCCAAGGAUAGAUUGGCAUUCAAAUGAAAAAGAAGAAGCAAAUGUCUUGAGGUACAUACUUCGUGUGGAACCUUGUUUUUUUGGCUUAAAUUCGGGAAGCAACGUUUUUCGAUCGACAGAGUUAUUCUAAACCAUGGAGUUGCAGUCGAGAACAGUGCCAUUACGUACAAAUUCCGAUGUCAAUUGCGAAAUGAGCGCAAUUAAUUUGACCAUGGAGUCAUUUUGUAUGUUAUCUUAAAUGUAGUGAAAAAUUUACUUACUAUUAGUGUGAAUAAGUAGUCGCCGUAGGCCUAGUUUGAUCGAGAAGGGACCAUGAGGCAACAAAGAGUGACCGAUGAGGUGAGCAUGUUUGGUACACGACAUGGUAGGCCUACCGGAACAAGGACCCCGGGCAACGACCAAACCUUUCAGUUAUUUUGAGUACAAGGCUGGCAACACAGGCCACCAUUUUGUUGCACUUCUUCUCGAUUCGUGGAGUAGACGCAGGCGCGUGAAGAUAUCAGAAUCGUAGAGAUCGAUCAGCUCCGGGAGCUACACAAAACUUUUUAAAAGGUCUACAUGCACAUACACCAUUUCAUGUGGAGGUUCAUGAUUGUUUUCUGUAGGUUUGUGGUGACUGACCUUAGAGCGAGUAACCAGCCUGGAUACUGAAAUGACGGACUGACCGAUGGUUAAAUUGAUCUGUUGUCGACACAGUAGUUAUUAACUACACCAUCUAAUCAAACAGUGGCAGCACCGUCGACGAAACAGAAUCGAGGUUCCGAAUUACUUGGAUGUGACGAAGGUGCAGUGUGAAGGGUGCAAUUCCCCGAAUUGGCGACAACUACUCCCAUAACGCGAAGCCUUGCCUGGCUGAUAACAGAGAGGUGUUGUGCAACAUUUACUUCAACUUCAGACCGAACAGCAGUCGGGUAUAAUCAUCCAAAUUAUGGUCAUGGUGCUAUAACUCCUCUGUAUAUCUAUUUACUAGUCUAAUAAAUAAUUUAACCAUUUGAUAUUUUACAA